Molecule: messenger RNA, 1680 nt
Organism: Necator americanus (New World hookworm)
Lineage: Eukaryota; Metazoa; Nematoda; Chromadorea; Rhabditida; Ancylostomatidae
Exons: 3
Coding region: 1-1680 (559 amino acids)
Source: RefSeq, a predicted model, not a curated record
AUGAGGACUCUUAAACUUCAGCUCGACUACGUUCUGGCGAGGAACAUUCCUCAGUCAGAUAUCCGAAAAUCUAGAGCUGUUUGGGACGUCGCGUUCGACUAUGACCACCGUCCAGUUCUUUUCAGCUUCAAGAUACGGUUCCACAAGAGAAACCGAGGAGUUCCUCUUCAACCGAAAGUCGACAUGUACGGACCACGAAGAAGGUUAGCGAUGCGGAUUCCUUCACAAGUGCAUCCAGGACGCUGCAAGGGAAACGCUCCCGGUUCUAUUGCCGCGGAAGAAGUUUGCCUUUGCAUCUGCGGAAACAAAAUCCACAUACAACAUUCUGCAUGUGUCGCGCGCAGCGCUGGUGACUUCAACCAGGAAAAAACGAAGCUGCGUCGUCAACUGCAACAAGACCGCGAUAACGAGUGGACGUCAAGGGCGGUGAAGUUUGAGAAGGCGUGGGAGGACAGUAACCCGCGGAAAGCCUACGCUCUAAUAAAACAGUAUAGCGGCAAAAUGAAAAGAUGUUCCCAUGUCCUCAGCACUGCUAAUGGGGUAGCUGUCGGUGAAGCAACCCUUCCAAUUUGGAAGGAACACUUCAAGACCUUGCUGAACCGGCUAGCACCAUCAGCUCCUGAACUCGAACACGUUCAUAGACUGACAUAUGCGGUUAACGAGGAGCCACCGACCGAGUCGGAGGUCCUGGUCUGUAUUCAGAAAAUGAAGAAUGGAAAAUCUGGUGGAGACGACGGGAUUAGAGCAGAAAUGCUAAAAUAUCUUUCUCCGUCUGGGAUUCGUGAGAUGACAAAGAUCAUCCGUUCAAUAUGGAUAAACGAAAAGAUACCUGAUUCGUGGAGACACACUAUCACAAUUCCCCUCCACAAGAGGUUAUCCGUUACGGACCCAAGGAAGUAUCGAGGAAUCUCUUUGCUGCGUAUUAUGUACAAGGUACUGGAGCGCAAUAUCCUGGACCGACUCAUUAAACAUCGCGAAGAAACAACGCGCGACGAGCAAGCUGGCUUUCGUCCUGGCCGAUCUACGAUUGACCAGGUGUUCAUCGUCAGGAGAGUGAUCGAAAUCUGGCGGCGGUAUUCGAAGCCAAUGCAACUAGCGUUUCUGGACUUUGAAGCCGCGUUCGACUCUCCUCGCCGAGGCCUUCUUCUCAACGUGUUUCGCGCUGAUGGAGUACCAGGAAAGUUCGCUUGCUUGCUUGAUGACAUGAAUCAACGAACAACUGCUGCAGUUCGAACACCAGCUGGAUGUACAACACCGUUUGAAGUGGUGAACUGGAUCGACCAGUAUCCUGCCGACAUUGUCUUAGCACCAUCAGGGUGCCCCUUGACUGACCUCGAGUACGCCGACGAUGUUGUUGUAUUCGCGGAAAGCAGUACGAAACUUCAGCAUGUUGUCAACCUUGUAUCGAGGCUGGCUGCAGCCUACGGACUACGCCUACGCCCUGAUAAAUACAAGCAGAUGUGGAUCUCCUCGAGACCUCGAACUGGAAUAAGGGUGGACGGACAACCGAUAGAAUUCGUCGAUGAGUUCUGUUACCUGGGCUGUAUGCUGAAGAACAACGGUAGCUACGAGAGAGAUGUUCAGCAAAGAUGCGCUAAGGCCACUUCUGCAUUUAACUCCUUAAUGAAAUGUCUGUGGUCGACCCCCAUCACCAACGAAGUCAAGCUGCGAGUCCACUAA